Molecule: messenger RNA, 1745 nt
Organism: Acanthochromis polyacanthus (spiny chromis)
Lineage: Eukaryota; Metazoa; Chordata; Actinopteri; Pomacentridae
Product: heat shock protein beta-11-like
Exons: 1
Coding region: 176-838 (220 amino acids)
Biological process (GO): response to heat; protein refolding
Molecular function (GO): protein folding chaperone
Source: RefSeq, a predicted model, not a curated record
ACACACACACACAGAGACAGAGAGGAAUGCUGCUGGAACUUUCCGGCAGAGGCGGCGGCGGUGGGCGUGGUUGUGGUCGGAGCAUAUAAACAGCCGGGACACAGGACAUCAGGCAUCCAGACAGACAACCUCCAAACUGAAGCAACUGAUCUGCUCUGAAACCUCCUUCACCAGGAUGUUGUGUCCCAGCGUCUUCCAGUCAUCCCCCGUCACCAUGAGGCCUUUCCUGGACCUGCACUGGCCCGUCCGCAGCCUGUGGCCCGAGACCCGGCCGCUCUUCUACCAGAUAGAACAGGAGAUGAUCCGCCACAUGCAGGAGAUGAGGCAGAACAUGGAGUACAUGGAGAGGCUGCACCAGAAGAUCUUCGAUGAGAUCGACCACACCUCCUCCUCCUCCUCCACGGCGGUCUUCAAGCCCAUCACCUUCCAGGAGCUGGGGAGGGACGGCAGCAGCUUCGCCCUCAGCCUGGACACCAAGGAGUUCUCCCCAGAGGAGCUGUCGGUCAAACAAGUGGGCCGGAAACUGAGGGUGAGCGGCAAGACGGAGAAGAAGCAGGACGACGGGAAGGGCUCCUACUCCUACAGGUGUCAGGAGUUCAGGCAGGAGUUCGACCUGCCAGACGGCGUUGACCCCGAAACUGUCACCUGUUCGCUGGUGGGUGGCCGGCUGCAGAUCCAGGCGCCCAGGGAGAGACCCGCUAAUGACGGAAAGGAGAGGAUCGUCCCCAUCAGCGUCACCUCCACCCCGGCCAUCACCACCACCACCUCCUCCUCCAGCGGGGGGCCGGAGGGCACCUGCACCUCCCCCUCAGAGAGCAGCCCUGCUGACAAAAACUGAAAACAGACUGAUCUUUGUUGUGUGGUUUUACUGGACGUGACGGAUGGAGAUGUUCUCAGCCUGCACUUUGAUUUUUAACUGUUUCUAAUAAACUCUUCACAUUAUGUUUCAAGUGUCUGAGAAUUUCUAAAUGUUUUCCCUUUUAAAUCUCCUCUAAUAACACACUUUAAUAGACUUGCUUUUAUGUGAGGUUCUGCUUUAUUUAGUUUUAGUGUUUAAUUCUGUAUUAUGUCCUGUUUAUUUUAGAUGUUCUCUCGUUUUAUUUUACUUUAAGCUGCCUGUUUCUUUGGUGUGAUGUCAUCUCUCUAAUUCUUUAAUUCUCUAAGUUUUCUGAUUUUUAAUUUUAACCUUCAAUUUUAUUCUUUAACUUUUAAUUUGCCUAGUUCCGUUGUUUGAUAUGAGUGCUAAUCUAGCUAAUUAUUCAUUUAAUUUAUUAUCAUUUUUACUAUUUAUUUUAAUUGACUGAUCUCUUGCUUGGUUGUCUGUGUUGCAUGUUUUGACUGUCAAAGUGCUUUGUGAAUGCUGUUCUUAAGGGUCCUAUAGAAAUAAAGUUAUUAUUUUUAUUAUUAUUGAACUUCUGAAAUAGUUUCUUAAAAUCGCAAAAGCACAGAGGGAAGCAUCACAGCAAUUCCUAACAUCAUGUUGGAUUUAAAAUUAUUUUAUACCUUUUGGAUUUCUUUGUCUUAGGUUCAUGAAUAAAUUACAACUAACUGUUAAUAAUAACAAGUAUAUUUAAUGACCCACUUCAGAAACUGUUCAUGUUUAUGUUAAUACUUGUUUUACUACUAACCUGACAUCUUUCUUACUGUUCUGCAUAUCUUCACUAACAUUUAAGAGUAAGUUGUUAGUUGGCGAUGCAAAUUAAUUCACAUGUACAACAUUUAUUCAAAUAAAAAUGUUACUUAUU